GUUCGUUUAUUUUUCUUAAAGUUUGCUGUGCAUUCAGAUGUAGAAAAGGGUACUCAAACAGGUGUCAAUUUGUAGGUUCUAUGGCCGAAUUGUCCGAUUCAUCAAUUAUAGCACUUAGUUCUGUAUUGGGAAUUUUCGGAUUACUUAUUACUUGUGGAGUAGCGGUAUAUUGUCGCAGGAAGUAUGUUUACAGUAAAAGAACAUAUGUGAACGGCACACAGCCACCAAGGGCAGUACCAUCAGCCUACAUUGCUCCUCCAGAGAAACAUUACGUCACAAACGGCUACCCAAGUAGUCCAGACAAAGCUAAUCUAAACAUACCUCAACCAGAAAUAGGAAUAGAAAGUCCGACACAGCAAGAACAACCAAAAGAAAAUGAAAUAAAACCAGAACCUGUACCUGUGCAUGUACCAGUACAGUCUGUACCAAAACCAAACAGCUAUGUUAAAAAUGCCAAAAAUAAGAAAGGCUUUGGUGAUCAUGUAGUUCAAAGGGAAGCAAGUUACAAAUUACAUGAUCCUGAAUUACUUGUUCAACGUAAUAACAGUUACAAAAUAUUAGAUGAAAGUCGUCACACGGGAAGAGCACGAAGUUACAUCCAAUAUGAAGGAGCACGGCCUGAAUAUGUGGUUCGGCAAAGAGGGUAUAAAAUGCACGAACCGAGAUAUCAAGCCAGGCGAGUUGCCCAUACAUAUGGUACAUGGAGGCAUCAACCAGAAAUAGUCAAUGCCCGACCUAUUAUGGAACUGAACAGUGGACGACCAGUAUCAGAAACGUUAACCACAAGAGCAAGACCAGUAAGAAUUGUUCAGUCGGUGCCUCCAAUGCCAAUUCGAACGGUUAGACCUCAGAACGUUGGACGGCCUGUUAUCGUACGUCGAACAAUAGAAACAGAGAGGCCUUACAAUACACCAGUUCAUGGAUAUAUUCCUCGACAUCGCCUCGGACAAUAUCGACCAAAAGUUAUAGAUAGCUACGUAGCACCCAGUAGGAUAGGAGGAAAUGUGUAUCCUUUAUCAGAACCAGGAGGUUAUAGGGACGUACUGGUAGAACCCGUGUACCAAACUAUUAAAAAGAUUCCUCCACCUCCAUACCCAGGGAAAGUGUAUGAAAGGGAAAGGGUUCCAGUUGAAAAGAUUGCAGUAGAGAGAAUUACAAAAAGACAGUCUGGAAGUGUACAGAACUUUACUUUAAAACCGCAGGUUCCUCAAACUGAUGACGAAAAACUAAAAGAUAUACCUUCGACACAAUAUUUCGAUGACGGAAAGACAAUCAUGAUUAUCGAUUAUUUGAUGGACCCGUUCACUACCAAAGUUAACAAAAUACCCCAGUCAACACCACGUGACAUAAAUCACAAUGGCGAUAUGUUGAAUGGAUAUACAUCUGUUGGGGACCUGAAUGGACAUAAAUCUGAUGUGGACCUGAAUGGACAUACCUCUGAUGUAGACCUGAAUGAACAUAAAUCUGAUAAGGAUGUGAUUGGACAAUACUCUGAUGAAGAAAGUGAUGAUCUCAACGAUUCCCAUAAUAGACAGAGGUCUGCUGAAUUCGGAGAUGUUCUUUUCCUUCCGUGAUCGAUAAUUAAGAAUAAAAGUCUCAAAAAUAAUUGCAUAUAAGAUGUUAACAAUAAAUAUUAGCAUAUAAGAUGUUUACAUAAGCUUAGAUAUUUUUCAUAGCAGUAUGAUAUCAUCAAACGGUAAAAAUUCUUUAGUUCGCACCAAGAUGUUUGUUUAAUAAUACCACAAUACUUAUAGCAGAUGUGAAAAAAAUUGUAUUGACAAAGUAACAAAUUUAUCACUUCAGAUAUCUUGGUUCGCCUGGUCUUGAGGUUCGACUGGGCAGGCAGGCCCAUGCUCAAUGAACAAGCGUUUGUCUUCUACAAAAAGUUCACAUCGUUUACGAAAAUGUUCAGAUUUCUGUUCAUUCAGUUCUUUUUGUAUCAAAUUCGUUAUGUUAACAACAAAAUUAAAAACUAUAACCCUGACUAGUUUUAUCAUUAUCUGAAUUGCUGCGUGGUGCAAACCUAUGUAUUCUGUAUGACUUCACAAAAAUUCAAGCUUAAUUUCUAACCUUGUACUUAAUUAAUUUUUGCUAAGUUUAUGAAUUGAAAACAAAGUGCUGUAAAAAGAUUUAACGCUUUUGGCCGUUAUAACUAUAUACAUUUUUGGGUCAUGUUCAGUUGGUUAUAUAUAACAGGGUAAAUCUUGCUUGAAUUCUUUCAGUGAAAGAAAUUUAUCAAAUGUAAACUAUCAUUACAUCAGUCAAUCAAUCUAACAUUAAAUGUGAGAACCCCGGCGACAAAAUGAAAGCCUCGGUCUCAUUUAUCAUUUUUGACUCUUGUAUUAUAUUUUCGUCAAUAUAUAUAUGGAUCAUAUUCUAUUAUUUUAACUAACACUAUAUAUUCAAAGUGUCUGAUUAUAAAAGAUGAUAAAAUAUUAUAUAAUAUGUACUGUAAUAAAGAUCACAUCAACCGUA
Mytilus trossulus (common blue mussel) is the source of this 2475-nucleotide messenger RNA. RefSeq lists its product as uncharacterized. The record is from RefSeq and is a predicted model, not a curated record. The transcript has 6 exons. NCBI's taxonomy places the organism in Eukaryota, Metazoa, Mollusca, Bivalvia, Mytilida, Mytilidae. The coding region runs from base 81 to 1574 and encodes 497 amino acids.